Molecule: messenger RNA, 1851 nt
Organism: Wickerhamiella sorbophila
Lineage: Eukaryota; Fungi; Ascomycota; Dipodascomycetes; Dipodascales; Trichomonascaceae
Exons: 1
Coding region: 1-1851 (616 amino acids)
Source: RefSeq, a predicted model, not a curated record
AUGGACGGUUUAGAGGUCGCUAGCUGGCAGGACCUUUUCGCCAAGCAUAGCGUCAAUGAGGUGAGGGCGUUCUGCAGGACGCUGGACGCUCGCCGGCAGGAACACGGCAAGAAAGUUCGGGAGGCGGUCGGCUCCAACCACAGCCAGAUUGUGAGCCUCACCAACCAGAUUGCUCGAGUCAAGGUGGAAGCGCUGGCCAACGAGCGGGAGCUGGCUGAACUCAGCAGCACAAAGCACGAUAUAGAGUGGGAGCGGUACUUGAAGAACCUGGAUCGGUAUAAUUGGGCUGCCCAGGCCGGCAACGUUCGAAGCUGCUCCCGCCAACUUGCCGCACGUCUCUUGAGGUUUGCCUCGGACUCGCUGAUCAACAGACACUACCUGGCCACUGCACGUGCGCUAUAUUUUGUAACGGAGCUCAGCAGCGAGCCUGAUGUGGCGAAAAGAGCCGACGAGCAGCACCGUAAGUUGUCGGCAAUUGUCAACAAUUGGCUGGAUAACGGCAUCAACGACGGUAUGUCACAGGAACUGUUCAAUACCUGUCUAAUCAUUAAUUCUGUCUCCCCAAAAAAGAUGGUCGUGGACUUUUUGAAUCGGAGAAAAGACCACAUCGCCAGCGACUUGCAAAGACAGACCCCCGCCAGUGUUUUGCAGACGCUCGAUCUAAUUGAAUCAACACUGUUCGUGGCAAACCAGCUUGUGGAUCAUCUGUUCAAAACCAAAUUGUCGAAAUCGCGCCUGAUUAACUCGCCCGAGUUUAACGACGCUGAUCUUCGGCUCGGUGAACUGGACCGCUGGCUCGACAAAAAUAUAUUCGAGCUCCCCGCUUUCCCCGAAAACUGUUACUUCUCGGAUAAAAAUGUGGACAUUGAGCUGGCUCGAAGUCGCUUUAUGAAAGACACUACUGCGCUGUUGAAAGUGUCGGCUGGCCCGACAGCUUCUUGUUUGGAUAUUGCAGAAAUCACAAGCUUGUACUGUGACAUUCUGGUCAAAUCUCGGGAUUCUACCGAGCUUGGUGAUUUGGGGGAUAUAAUGGGCGGUGCUUUCCAUGACGAGCUGGUUUCUCAGUUCGAAGUCAAAGCAUUGGCUCGGUUUUCGCGUCUUGAUUCUUUGGUCGUGCCCCUGCCCGCCAAGCCGUCAAAACGACCAGAGCAUGGUUUCACAAAGUCGGUCGCUGAUUUAUUGAACGAUAUCGAGAACGCAGUAGAGGGCCAAGUGGACAUCGCUGCCGAGCCUCUCAAGGCUAUCCAGGAAUGGGCUCAAGGUUCAAACCAAGUUGAUCGGGAGGCCAAAAAGCUGCAGCACGCUGGUGUGCUCAGUCGGGAUGCCCAGCACCGGCAACGAUUAGACGACUUUGUCGCGGCAUUGAAUGAAAAGAUCAAUGCGGCUCGGUCAGACUGCUACAAAGAUACCGUUGAGCGGCUUGGAAAGCUUGAGGCCCACACUGCUUCGGACUUUGCCUUGGUUCUGCUCGUGAAACACAAACUAGAUGCUAGAGUUGCCGAACUAGGCAUGGAGGUCCAGCGCGAUCUGGACACAACCCUCGACCAGCAGCUUGCAAAAUCGCUAAUAGACAACUGGGAGCUGGAACCCGAAGCAGAUCAACUGGAAGGCCUCGAGAUAUCCUCUGGCAUUCUCAACAGUCUGUUUGAGCUCGUCAAGACCAUGGAUGCCACUCUGUGUGAAUUCGAAUGGCCUCAGUCGACUCUAGCCGUCUUGCGGUCUCUGAUUCUUGCCAAGGUCGAAUCCACAGCCGACGCAGCCGCCCUGGAAUCACUGCUUUCGGGCCAGGGCAAGUUGGCUGAGCGGUUCAGAUGCAUCCUGGGACCGCUGAUUCCUGAAACACAGAUUUAA